UAAUUAUUCUAUUAAAACAACAAUAGAAUUGUAUAUUGAAUUCCAAAUUUUCAACUUUGAAAUCAUGAUGUGACAAAUUUCCGGUCAAUCGUGUCCAUUUUCAUGAAUUCCCAUAACGCGUAACGAUGCUCGCGCGUGUUCUUGUUUAAAAUCAUUCGUUUCCGUGUAAAUUAAGAAAUUUUACGUGUUAACUCAUUCCAUACAAUUUCAACAUCAUGGGAGUUCCAGCAUUUUUCAGAUGGCUUAGUAGAAAAUAUCCUUCUGUAGUCGUACAUUGCAUCGAACAAAAAACAACUGAUUUACAUGGAAAUCCAAUUAGUGUUGAUUCUUCUGAACCUAAUCCAAACGGGGUGGAAUUUGAUAAUUUAUACUUGGACAUGAACGGAAUAAUUCAUCCUUGUACUCAUCCCGAAGACAAACCAGCACCGAAAACUGAGGAUGAAAUGAUGAUUGCUAUUUUUGAAUGUAUUGAUCGUCUGUUCAGGAUCGUCAGACCACGCAAAUUAUUGUAUAUGGCCAUUGAUGGGGUUGCCCCAAGAGCUAAAAUGAACCAACAACGUUCAAGACGUUUUCGCGCAUCUAAAGAGACCGUAGAGAAAGUUAAUGAGAUGAGUCGGAUUAGAGCUGAAUUAUUGUUAAAAGGUGCAAAAUUACCAGCUGAAAAGGCCAAAGAAGAGCAUUUUGAUUCAAAUUGUAUUACACCUGGAACUCCUUUUAUGGCUCGUUUAUCUGAAUGUUUACAUUUUUAUAUACACGAUAGGUUAAAUAAGGAUCCUGGAUGGAAAGGAGUGAAGGUUAUUUUGUCUGAUGCAAAUGUGCCAGGAGAGGGUGAACAUAAAAUAAUGGAUUACAUCAGAAAACAAAGAGGUCAACCAGAUCACGAUCCAAAUACCCAACAUUGUCUUUGUGGAGCAGAUGCAGAUUUGAUUAUGUUAGGUUUAGCAACACAUGAACCAAAUUUUACAAUUAUUCGUGAAGAAUUUAAACCAAACAAACCGAGACCGUGCGAUCUUUGUGGUCAACUUGGUCACGAAAUGAAGGAAUGUAUGGGUUUGGCAAGAUUACAAGAUGGCGAAGAUGAAAAAACUUUUGGUUCGGAGCAAGAAUUUAUUUUUGUUCGUUUAAAUGUACUUAGAGAGUAUUUAGAACGCGAAUUACAGAUGCCUAAUUUGCCUUUUACGUAUGACUUUGAACGAGUAAUUGAUGACUGGGUUUUUAUGUGUUUCUUUGUUGGUAAUGAUUUUUUACCACAUCUUCCGAGUUUAGAGAUCAGAGAAGGUGCCAUUGAUCGAUUGGUUGGUCUUUAUAAAGAUUGUGUUUACAAAACACAUGGUUACUUAACAGAUAGUGGUGAUGUUAAUUUGGAAAGGGUACAACUGAUUAUGUUUGAAUUGGGGAAAGCUGAGGAUGAAAUUUUUAAAACCAGGCAACAAAAAGAAUUGGCGUUUAAGGCUAGGGAUAAAGCAAAAAAAAGAAGGACAGACGAGUAUCAACAACGGCAAAGGAAACCCGAUUGGGCUAUAUUAGAAAACACUCAAUUUGCUCCAAUACCUUUAGGUCAAUCAAAGACAAUACUAAAUCCAAGACAAGAAGCCUUUCAAAUACGAAAAGCAGGAAUGCAUUCAGCUUCGGACAGUUUGCAAAGUGCUGAUAAUAAAGAAGCUUUGGAAUCGAUGUUACGCAAAGAUUCAAACACUUCUUCACCUAGUACGGAAGAAAAUAAAGGGAUUAAACGUAAACAUGACGAGAGUGAUGAGGAAGAAGAACCAAACGAUGAAGUUCGUUUGUGGGAGGAUGGAUUUAAAGAUCGUUAUUAUGAAUCGAAAUUUGACGUUACGGUUGAAAACUUAGAAUUUAGAAACGCGGUAGCUCUGCAGUAUGUUCGUGGACUGUGUUGGGUUUUGCGCUAUUAUUACCAAGGUUGCGCCUCGUGGAAAUGGUAUUACCCGUACCAUUACGCGCCAUUUGCAUCCGAUUUUAUAAAUAUUGCUGGAUUAAGCACAGAAUUUAGUACUGAUUCUAAACCAUUCCUUCCACUACAACAGUUGAUGGGUGUAUUUCCUGCUGCAAGUAGUCGUCAUAUUCCACAACCUUGGACACAUUUAAUGAGUGACCCUGAUUCUCCAAUUAUUGAUUUUUAUCCAACUGAUUUUAAAAUAGAUUUAAAUGGGAAGAAAUUUGCUUGGCAAGGUGUCGCUCUUUUACCGUUUGUAAAUGAAACACGUCUUUUUAAAGCGUUAGAACCGUAUUAUUCUGAAUUAACACCAGAAGAGGUUAAACGUAAUAUAAGAGGCGAUGAUCGCUUGUAUGUGGCAAAUGGGAACAGAGCUCAUGGUAUUAUUAAAGCACUUUAUUCAGAGAGAAUUGAUAAAGAUUUUGAGACUGCAGUCAAAAUUGAUGGCAUGAGUGGAACUGUACUGUUAGCAGAUGAUUAUGUUCCAAUUGGAGAAACUAUUAAUUCUCCCAUAUUUGGUUUAAAAUCAAUACAUGACAACAAAGUUUGUUGCAUAAGAUAUAGAGAUCCAAAGUACAACAAAGAAUACAUUUUUCCCGCUAGGAAAUUAAAAGGAGCAAAAACUCCACCAAGAGUGUUAAAACCUCAGGGUAUGGACGAUGAAGGUAAUCGAAAUUGGAGACCACAAAUAGGCAUGGCGCCAUCUACUACGAGAGCUUCGUUAGGUCGACCUGGACAUAGAGCUUUAAAUCAUUACGUACCCAGAGGUUCUUCAAGGGGAGGUCAAGAUUCAAGACAAAAUCAAUCAUACAGAGGAGGUUAUCAGAGUUACAACCAACAAAACAGUUAUCAGCAAGGCGGAUAUUAUCAAAAUCAAAGAGAUCAACAAAAGGGAUCCGGAAAUUAUUACAACUCGAAUUAUUCGCAAGGCAGAUCAAAUCACGGAAGUGGAGGUGGAGGUUACAAUUCGUAUAAUUCCCAAUCCCAACAAGGAUAUUCUCAACAAAGAGGCGGAUACAAUACCAAUAAUUCCGGUAGAUAUCAACAACAAGGAAACCGCGAUCAGCAUAGAAGAACUGGCGGUCCGUAUAAGGACAGAUUUGAACCGUACAGUUCUCAGUAUAGAAGAUAAAUAAGUUAGAAUAAGUAAUAAGAUCGAUAGAAUUUUAUUUGCGAUAGCAGACUCACUGGUUUGUACCUUACGCAUUAAAAAUAACGAUUUAUUUUUACUUUUAUCAAUUUCGACUUGUAUUUUCAUUAUGAUUUAGAUAUUUUUAAAACAUAGCAGUAUAAAGUAGAAGUGAGUUUAUGUUUCUUGUUUUUGUUUGUACAGCAGAGAAAUAAUCAAUAAAUUUCAAUGUUUUACAAAA
Molecule: messenger RNA, 3324 nt
Organism: Onthophagus taurus
Lineage: Eukaryota; Metazoa; Arthropoda; Insecta; Coleoptera; Scarabaeidae
Gene: Rat1
Product: 5'-3' exoribonuclease 2 Rat1
Biological process (GO): nuclear-transcribed mRNA catabolic process
Cellular component (GO): nucleus
Molecular function (GO): RNA binding; 5'-3' RNA exonuclease activity
Source: RefSeq, a predicted model, not a curated record